Molecule: messenger RNA, 1896 nt
Organism: Clonostachys byssicola
Lineage: Eukaryota; Fungi; Ascomycota; Sordariomycetes; Hypocreales; Bionectriaceae
Source: the annotation of a GenBank genome assembly
AUGUCUUCUCAAGUUGCGCCCCAAUCAUUUCUCGGCAUAGAAGGCUGCCAUGUAUUUGUGACGGGUGCCUCUGGUGGUGUUGGCGGAGCCGCGGUCAAAGAGUUCCUUGCGAAUGGCUGCCAGGUCACUUCCUUUGAUAGGAAGCCCUUGAAUGUCGAGGCGCUGUUCCUCUCGGAUGAACAAAAGACUAGGCUUAGGCAUGUGCUAGGUGACAUGAAGGAUGAGUCCUCCAUCGCACAAGCCUUUCAAGAAGCCUGUAAGAGAUUUGGCCCAGUCCAGAUUCUUGUUGCCAACGCCGGCAUCACCGACGAAAGUAGCCAUCCUCCCAUCUGGGACCUCGAAACUGAAAAGUGGGAUGAAGUGUAUUUAGUCAAUGUCCGAGGGACUUUCUUGACGAUCAAGCAUUUCCUGCGACAGGUCAAGCAAGCCCAGGAAACGUCCGGCUGCGAGCUGGACAAUGUCGCUAUCGUGGUGACGGGCUCUGAAACUGGCGUCUUUGGUCAAGCUGGUCACGCCGAGUAUGCAUCCGGCAAGGCGGCCCUGCAGUAUGGACUUGUCAAGACAGUCAAGAACGAGAUUGUGAGACUCAACUCGAAAGCUCGCAUCAAUGCCGUCGCACCAGGCUGGAUCAAUACUGCAUUGAUCGGAGACCGACUAGACGACCCAAAGGAGAGAUGGGCAGAGGCUGAGGCAACAGUGGCUCUGCGCAAGAUUGCUGAGCCCAGCGACGCAGCGCGAUGUAUGGCAUUCUUGGCAUCUCACCGAACGGCUGGACACAUCACAGGCCAAUGCGUAUCGGUAGAUGGAGGCCAAGAAGGGCGCCUAUUGUGGAGAGAACCUCAGGAUGAUGUCCAGUCCAAGGCCGCCAAUGAGGCUUCUAUCCAUCAAGAAUCCCGACUUCCGGCCUCAACAGUUUCUGAUAAGCGGCGCAGAUUGAGGAUAUGUCUCUCUGUUGACUUCGAUGCGGUUUCAGGGCUGAUUGGAACCGGCCAUGUACCUGAAAAUAAUCUCGCGGACUAUUCGGCUGGACACUUUGGUGGAAACGUCGGCGUUGAAAGACUACUGAAGGUAUUCAAAAAGCAUGGUAUCGCACAAAAUAUCACCUGGUUCAUACCAGGUCACUCGAUGGAAAGUUACCCCGAACGGACUCGAGCCAUCGUCGAAAGCGGUGCAGAAAUUGGCCUCCACGGAUACAGCCACGAGGGUGCAUACUCUAUGUCCGAACAACAAGAACGGGACGUGAUGAUGAAAUGCAUCGAGCUGGCCAGCACACUGUGCCAGGGCAGGAAACCGGUCGGGUAUCGUGCUCCGUUAUACCAAAUAAGGGAGUCAACAGUUCAUCUGCUGAAAGAGCUUGGAUUUAUGUACGACGCCAGUCUCAACUCUCACGACAGUCUUCCUUAUUUUCUUACCGAAACCCUCGUCGAAGGUAGCCCAGCGAUUCCGGACUAUAGCCAACCUGCAAGCACGUGGAUGAAGCCUUUAACGUUCACAGAGCAGAUAAAGCCGGGAUCGCAGGCUGCGAAAACAUCUUUGGUAGAGAUUCCCGGUAGUUGGUACACCGAAGAUGCGACGCCUCUAUGUUAUUAUCCGCACUCCUCAGCUACCCAGGGCUACGUGAGUACAGACGUAGUAGAGAAGAUGUGGAUGGAUCGAUGCGAAUGGUUGUGGGAAAAUGAAAGCUUUUUGGAAGAGGGCCCCGGAGUCGGAUAUGGAUCCGUCUUCCCAGUCAUUCUUCACCCUGAAUGUGCUGGGAGGAGCCACGUUAUCGGCAUGCUUGAUCGGUUCAUUUCCAAUCUCAAAGCAAAGGCGGACGGUGCUGCCAAAGGAGAGAUUACUUUUGAAGUGAUGAGUUCUGUAGCACAGGCUUGGAAGGCAAGGGAGGCCAUACUGUAG